UUGCGGGAGUCUGUUCCAUAGCGUAGCAUCUCCCAGGUGCAAGACUGAAUCCAGAAUCCAAAGAGCGCCACCUCCUCCUCCAAGCACGACUCCCCGGCCAUACGUCCAAAUGCAAGCUGCAGGACCUGCAAGCCCAAGAAAAAAGGAGACCAUGUAACGUGGGUAUCGUUGGGGAUUGGAAGUCUUUAAAACUGUCAAACUUCUUCCUCGACGAGAGUUCCACUUCCACUUUUGACCCCUCCGAGGAUCUUCAACAAAUCGAGCCUUUUUCUUGCUGCUUGGGCCUGACGAGUGCCCCUGGCACUCUGUCCCCCUCGGAGUCUAAAUUAUCGACCCGCCCCCAGAUCUCUCGUCUGUCGAUCUUGUCCUCAGUCUCUUCAACCCUCGCCCGAUCUUCCCCAUCACACCAGCACGUCAGUAAUUGUUACUGCAACGCAGCCCAGCCAGGAUGGCGACGAUCAUGGCGAGACGCCCGCAGCACGGGGACGUCACCAAGAUCCCAACUCCGCCAUUACAGGCCACCGCCCUCUUCCUCAACUUCUUCUUCCCGGCCAUAGCAUUGGUGGUUUUGUCUCUCAGGUUCUAUUCCAGAGCCUGGACUCGGCAAUGGGGCCUCGAUGACUUGCUGAUCGGUCUGGCCAUGUUGUGCUCCCUACUCAUGUGCGGGCCCUUUUACAUGUAUAUCAAGCUCAACUACUGGGGUUGGCACCAGGAGGACGUCCCGGAAUUCGACCCGGCCCCAGGCAAGUGGUGGUUCUAUCUAGCGCAACUGUUCUACAACCCGGUGCUCGCCUUCGUCAAGGCAUCGGUGCUGGUGUUCCUGCUCCGCCUCGGUGGCCAGAAGCCCGGUGUGCGCUGGGCCAUCCACGGGCUCAACCUCUUCAACGGCUUGCAGGCCGUCGCCAUCUUUCUUGUCGCCCUCCUCCAGUGCCUGCCCAUCUCGGCCAACUGGGAUGCCGCGGCCAUGGCAAAUGCCAAGUGUGUCGAUGUCUCCUUCCACGUCACGAUUUCGUGCUUGACCAUCCUCACCGAUAUCCUGGUCAUUGCCCUACCAUUCUGGAUCUUCCUCGGCCUGCAGAUGCCAAAGGCCGCAAAGGUCGCCGUGAUCGGUAUCUUCAUGCUUGGAUUGACUGUCAGCAUUAUCGGUAUCGUCCGGCUCGUCAAUGUCUACAAGUUAUUCUACGUCUAUGAACCUAACAAGGAUCCGUACUACGACAUCGGCAUCACCCUUAACGUCGUCGAGGUCAAUGUCGCCAUCAUCUCCGCAUCGGCCCCCGCGCUGCGGCCGCUGUUCCGGGCCUGGCUACCGAACCUGUUUGGGGGCUCCAGCUUCAGGUACGGCCCGGGGGCCAACAAGUACGACAGCCAGCCGACGUUUGGCGGGACGCCACGCAGCGGCAUGCACCACCGCGAGACGACGUCGCACCUGGGCAGCAACCCAAACCACAGCAUCGCCCUCAAGUCGAUGCGCGUCGGCAACAGCCGCACCCAGCACACCGAGUGCCGCAGCGUCUCCCCCAGCGGCUCCGAGGAGGAGAUCAUGACCUACAACGGCAUCAUGCGUACCACCGACGUGCGCGUUCAUUUCGUCGGCGGCGAGGAGAACAACCAGGACGCCCACUCCAGGUCGAGCAGCGACUUCAAGCAGAACAAGGAGGCGAAGCCUACUGCCAUAUAAAAAGGAAACAUACCAUACCCCUUAAUCCUAUCAGUGUGUAUGAUUAUGACAUGGAAGGGGGCAAACCGGAGUGGAACAAUUCAGCCGUCGCCCGAGAGAAUAAAGAAGAAAAGUCGGAG
Messenger RNA from Phialemonium atrogriseum, 1797 nucleotides. RefSeq lists its product as uncharacterized. The record is from RefSeq and is a predicted model, not a curated record. The coding region runs from base 449 to 1678 and encodes 409 amino acids. NCBI's taxonomy places the organism in Eukaryota, Fungi, Ascomycota, Sordariomycetes, Cephalothecales, Cephalothecaceae. The transcript has 5 exons.